AUGGCACCCUCAGCUACUCCUGUUGCAAGCGUCGGUGUCAAGAAUGGCAAGCAGGUCCAGGGCCUCGAUGCCUCCAAGCUGACCUACGAGCUGACCUCGAGUCCACGACCUGUUCCUGCCAGCAUCAGCAGCGCCUGUGUCGGCGUCGAGACGAUCUGCACGGACCACAUGAUCACCGUCGCCUGGAACGUUGAGACCGGCUGGGCUGCUCCCCAGCUGCGUCCGUAUGGGCCGCUCAGCCUGAUGCCCACGGCCUCAGUCCUGCACUAUGCCACCGAGUGUUUUGAGGGUCUCAAGGCAUACCGUGGUGUGGACGGCCGUCUGCGCCUCUUCCGGCCAGACUGCAACGCCCGCCGCAUGCUGACGUCGUCCGUCCGCGUCUCGCUGCCCGGUUUCGAGCCGGCCGAGCUCGAGAAGCUGAUCGUCGCCCUCAUGGCUGUGGACGGUCCACGCUGGCUGCCGGCCGACUGGCCCGCCGGCUCAUUCGUUUACCUGCGUCCCACCAUCAUUGGCACGCAGGCACAGCUCGGUGUGCAGUCCCCGCGCGAGGCCUUGCUCUUCAUCACCGCCAGCUAUAUGCCCGUCCUCGACUCGUCCCCCGGUGGCAUGCGCCUCAACACAAGCCCCGAGGACAUGGUGCGCGCCUGGGUUGGCGGAUUCGGCUUCGCAAAGCUCGGCGCCAACUAUGGCCCCAGCCUGCUUGCCACCAGCGAGGCUCGUGCCAAGGGCUGUCACCAGGUCCUCUGGCUUUACGGCUCUGAUGGCUACUGCACCGAGGCUGGCGCCAGCAACUUCUUCAUCCUUUGGAAGGCAAAGGACACCGGUCGGACACAGCUCGUCACCGCACCGCUCGAUGACCGUCUCAUCCUCGACGGAGUCACCCGUCGCAGCAUCGUCCAGCUGGCCCGCGAACGUCUUGGCAGCGAGGUCGACGUCGUUGAGCGCAAAUACACCAUCGCCGAGGUCCAGGAGGCUCACUCCGAGGGUCGCUUGCUCGAGGCCUUUGCCGCAGGCACUGCUUAUUUCAUCACUCCCGUGUCGCAAAUCCUCCACCGCGACCAGGACAUUGACAUCCCCAUGGGCGAGGGCACGGGUGGUCAGUACACACUGAAGCUGAAGGAGUGGAUUGGCAACAUCAUGUACGGCAAGGAUGAGCACGAAUGGGGCGUUGUUGUCACCGAAAAGCAGUAA
Messenger RNA from Grosmannia clavigera kw1407, 1191 nucleotides. RefSeq names its product branched-chain amino acid aminotransferase. The transcript has 2 exons. Bases 1 to 1191 code for a protein of 396 amino acids. Gene Ontology annotation, molecular function: branched-chain-amino-acid:2-oxoglutarate transaminase activity. Gene Ontology annotation, biological process: L-leucine biosynthetic process; L-valine biosynthetic process. Gene Ontology annotation, cellular component: mitochondrion. The record is from RefSeq and is a predicted model, not a curated record. Lineage: Eukaryota; Fungi; Ascomycota; Sordariomycetes; Ophiostomatales; Ophiostomataceae.